Onychostoma macrolepis is the source of this 1359-nucleotide messenger RNA. RefSeq lists its product as uncharacterized. Bases 396 to 797 code for a protein of 133 amino acids. The transcript has 5 exons. The record is from RefSeq and is a predicted model, not a curated record. NCBI's taxonomy places the organism in Eukaryota, Metazoa, Chordata, Actinopteri, Cypriniformes, Cyprinidae.
UGGGCGGUAGAAAUAUUUGAGAUGUACAGCAUGUAUGGUAUAUAUGUAUGUAUGGUAGAUGUACAGCCUACAGUGAUUUUUAUGACAGUCUAGUUCGGGUUGGCCGGCGCUACUCCAGAUGUCACCUGUAGAUGUCGCCAAAAUUCUUUCCCAACCAAAACAUAGAGUAGCCUACGUGAUGUUAUUUUAAAGUUAGAAUAAAUUGACUCUUAUUAAACCCAUGUUAUCGGAUUUAUAUUGCUAUUUUGGUUGUUAGAACUUAAGUUGAACACAAAGCGUCACCUGUAAUUUCUUAGCAUUUUAAUCAGAGAGGACAGAACGUUGCUGAUGUUUUAGAAUUGCAAAUUCAGCUGUGACCUGUAAAGUUACCGGGAAUAAGAGCAGAGGAAGACACGAUGGGAUGCACUUCUAGCACUCAGACCACAGCUCAAGACACAACACGACCCAACACCAAACAAGAUGGAAGCACGUCGGGAACAAGUAAUGAAAACGGUGGUCCUGCAGCAGACAGUGAGACGAUUCCAGACCAAACCCAAGCUGAGGAAUCUCCACAGACAUCCAGUGCAGCUCCUGAUGCCUCAGAGGAAGUACAGAGCUCUGAGGCUGCUGUAGCUCACAGUGAACCAGAAGCAGCAGCUGCUGAGGCCGAUACAACUGACCGGCCUACUGAACCCGAAUCCAGCCCCUCCACGACAGCUGAGAAUACCGAAGAACCAGCACCAAGUGAAAACACAACUGAGGCCCAGGCCGAAUCUUCCUCACCAGAGGAAGCACCUGCCUCUGGUGAAGAUAGUUAAGUGUGCAUCAUUUGGCACAGUUACUACAGAAUCCAGACUCAACCACCUGAUUUCAAUAAACUCAAGAUUUCAUACGCAUAGUUUAAAAAUACAGUGGAACAUUAGCUUAUUUAUUAUAUAGAUAUUGCUUGUUCGUUGCCAAGAUAUAGACCAACUGGUCUUCAGUGACUCAGUGCCUGCCUUUAUAUACAAAGAUUACAAACAUCCCACUCCAGAAUUAUAAUUGCUGGCUUUAGUUAGAGAUUUCCUUCAAUAUUUAAUAUCAGUGCCUAUUUUAGUGGCUUUUACCCCUCUAUAAAAAAAAAAAUGCAAAAAGCCAAAGUGAGUAUAAAAAUUGUGGAAUGCUAUUUAUAUAAUUAUGUAAUAUUUUGACCAACUGAAAUAAAAUGUUAUAUACAUUUAAAAUGACAAUGGACAUAAUAUUUGAAAAACAGGCAUUUUGGUUUUAUUUAUUGUAUGCUAAUGUUUUCUUGCAACAAACACGACAGAUUUAACUUUUUGUGGUGUGGUUUCAUUUAAUGUGAUAAUGACAAGUUUAAAAAUAAAGUUGAAUUGAACUGGG